Rhodofomes roseus is the source of this 1380-nucleotide messenger RNA. RefSeq lists its product as uncharacterized. The record is from RefSeq and is a predicted model, not a curated record. NCBI's taxonomy places the organism in Eukaryota, Fungi, Basidiomycota, Agaricomycetes, Polyporales, Fomitopsidaceae. The transcript is spliced from 2 exons. Bases 1 to 1380 code for a protein of 459 amino acids.
AUGAUCCUCCUCGCCCUCAAUGACGACGUCCUCACGAACAUCGUCUUCUUCCUCUCCUGCCGCGACGCGCUCAGCCUCUCCGCGACGGCUAGACACAUCCACUACAUCGCGAAACGACGUGUGCACACGUCUGCGGAGCUGCACUUCCCCAUGCAGACACCGCGCUUCUGCGCGUACAUGCUCGACGACGUGCUCGACCGCGCACAGCGCCUGCAGACCCUUACGGUCACCUCCAAGGCACUCUCGGUCGACGGCGGCGCCUUCAGUGCGGACUCGUCAUCCGCAGAUGCGCUUGCGGACCUGCUGGAGCAGACGACGAAUCUGCGGACCCUCAGCUUGGGCUGCGCGUCCGCGCUUAUGAAGCUGGACGAACGCAUAUGGCCUGCCAUCGCCGACCUGCGCACUCUGGAGGAUCUCACCCUGGACGACAUGACUACCGAAUCGACGCGCCUGCUUCCCACGCUCAAAGGGCAGCCUCAUAGGCUGCGUAUGCGCUUCGCCCAUUACCCGAGCGUCGUACCGGACAUCAAGCCCCUCCACAGUGUCUGGAACUUGGAACUCGAAGGUAUCACGAUGCUGCGCGAUCCCGUAAAGUCUACAUGGCCCGUCUGGCCUAAUGUCCGUCGCCUCGGUUUGGAGAACACGUCUGUCACGAUGUCUGCUCUCCUCCACACGUUUCCUAACGUCCGCAGCUUCGUCCUCGGGCGCGCGAGCAUCACGGAGCCGCACUGGAAGCUGCUGGAGAACAAGGAUAGCCAAUUGACAUGCUGGCCUGACCUGGACUACGUCUACGGGCUGCCGUACUACUUCGGCAACUUCGGUACCGGUGACUGGCCCGUGUGUUGCCCGGUGCAGUGGUUAAACUUAACCGCGGCCAGCUGGGAGAAGCCUCAGCAUCGCCAGCCGUUCUUGCGCGCGAUGAACGUCUUGCCGCCGACCGCGCUUAGCUUUCGGUUCCAGGAUGUUGGGACGACCUCCUAUUCAUUUUUCGUUGACCUCGUUCAGACCGCGACACGCUUGAGGGGAUUGGAGAUCGUCCUCGUCAUCCCCGCUAAUCACGGAGCAAGCGACUUUCAAUGGCUGGAAGGACUCAUGCUCUCUCGCAUCGUGUGCCUCAAAAUCACUCUGGACCGCUCAUCUUGGAACUGCACCCAGACCAUCGAUCCUCAGAAGUUGGUCCGCACACUUUCCUCGGUCCAAUAUGUCUCGCUCCCGUACUUCGGCGAUGCGAACAGGCUAGGAGAGCACAGGUGGUGGAAAGCCGUCGGAAGAGGCAUCGAGCGCACCGUAGCUCGUGUGCCAAACCGUCGAGGUGAUCGCGUGCUCGAGUACAUGCGCGAGCCGGCCUACGACCCCGCUACGAACUUAGACGGUGUGUAA